Amphibalanus amphitrite is the source of this 3340-nucleotide messenger RNA. Its product is annotated as serine/arginine repetitive matrix protein 2-like. The record is from RefSeq and is a predicted model, not a curated record. The transcript is spliced from 2 exons. Lineage: Eukaryota; Metazoa; Arthropoda; Thecostraca; Balanomorpha; Balanidae. Bases 133 to 3051 code for a protein of 972 amino acids.
GGCCCAUUUUGACCCGCGGGCGGUUCGAAACGGGAGCAUUGAAGAUACAGAGGAAUUAACACACCACGCGGGUUUUCAUUUGAAUUCAUUUAUUUGGAUUUCGGCGGAUCUCCAGGUGAUCGAGAAUCGCCAAUGGCCACCGAUAUGUACCCAGCUGGGUCUCUCAACCCCUUGGAGAGUGAAGGCAGUGAAAAUAAUUUUGUCACGAACCCAUCAAGACCAAUACAUGCUACUCCAGAAGCAAAUAAAUCCGUGGAAGCGUCCUCAAAUAAGGCUGGACGCGCUAAGCGCAAAAAUAAACAAUCCCAACCUUCCCUGGAUGAGUUGGGCACGCCUUCGGCAGAUGAAAGGAGCCAUAAUGCCUCUGGGCGCAAGAAAAGUUCUACCAAGAAAAGAGGCCAAGCUCUCUUUCCGUCUGCAACAAGAGAAACAUAUCCUGAGGAUGCUGCUACCGCUAAGCGUGCUGCUUAUGCUGACGAUUUUGAGGGCGGGGCAGAUCGAGAUCUUCGGCCUUCACCAGCUCUGCCCUCGCCCGCUGAUAGCGGCCUGCAGGUACCCCAUAAAACACCGGCCAAACACGCUGGAGAGGUCCAGAAGACGGCUCCUAUAGCUUCUGACAAGAAGUCCGGUCCCAAGCGGCGCCGCCUUUACUCGCAGCCAGUGGGCGUGAUCGAGCCGGCCAGUUCUAUGAGCGGCUCGCAGAGCGGCGAUCAUCCCCCAGCACUGCCCUUCCGCGGACGGACGGCACCGGACGCGUCCAGCCGCGCCAACGAGUCCGUCUACGACCACCUGAUCGAGCACAGCGCCCGCAGAGCGACCUUCAGCGGGCGCGCCGGCAUCGGCGCCGCCAAGGUGCCCUGCGGCCGUAAGUCGGCGCCCGCGCGGGCGCGGAGCAUCGCCGGCGCGCCGUCCGUCUCCGACCCCGCGCCGGCGGCCAGCCGUCCCCCGCGGCGCCAGGCCGCUGCCGCCGCCGUCGGACGGCUGCGGGACGCCCCCAGUGAAGACGAGACCGGUCCGGGCGUGGCGGAGCACCAGUCGCCGGAGGAGAACCGCCAGUCACACGGCGGCGGCUCCCAGUCUGCGGAGCGCUUUCCUGAACGGGAGGGAGACAGCCCUGCCGACCCCUCGGCGUCGGGAGGCAGCCCCGUACCGUCUCCGGACGCUGCUGUGCCGGCCACAGAGGCCAGUCCGCCGGACGACGACUCGGAGCAGGAGCUGGAGCGCGGCGGCGGCGAGGUAUUCUUCCUGCCGACGGUGGUGCGCUCAGACGACGAGAGCGACGACGAGCUCGCCGAGGAAAGCGCCGGACCGCCGGUGGGGCGGGCGGGCCCGACAGACGGCGCGUGCACCUCGGACAGCCCGGCGCCCGACUGUGCAGAGGUCAGCCGCGGUCAGAGGUUCGGCGCCGCGGGUCCGUCGGGAGCGCCCGGAGCCGCCCAGCGGAGGGCGCGGCGCCAGAGCCCGCCGGUGGAACCAGACGAAGCCCUGAGCGAGGGUUUCUGUGACGAGCCGGCGCCGCCGCGCGGGUCCGGCGGCCAGCGCCGCUCGGAGCCGGACCGUAAACGCUCCCGGAGCAGCUCCGGUCCCAGCUGGAUGGGCAGCGAGAGGCGCGCCUCGGCCAGGCCCAAACACUACUCGCGCCCCCGGGCGCCGUCCCCCGACAGAAGUCUGCGGCGCUACUCGUACGUCUGGGGCACCAGGCCGCCGCCGAGACACGACCACACCACCGCUGGUACCAAGAGUCGCAGCCGCAGCCGCAGCGGCAGCCGCGACCGGGGCCGGGGCCGAGACAGCUCCGGGCCCCGGCUCAGCUACAGUCGGAGCGACAGGCCGGCCACGCGCGGCAGAGCGUCCUCGCAACGCACGGCGCGCCGGUUCUUCACCGUGGACCCGGAGACGGAGACCACGCCUGCCGAGAACCCCAGUCCGGACGGCACCAGUCCCAGCCCGGUGGUGACCAGCGCCAGUGACUCGGUGUCGCGACACGUGCUGGUAGUGGAGCCGGACCCGUGCUCGUACCGACACCGGCCCUGCGAGAUCGGCCCCAACAUCUCGUCCGAGUCGUCGUCGACGCGGCGGCAGCAGGCGCGCAGCCCGCCGUCGCCGCCGCGCGGCCGGGCGGGUCGACAGUCCGCCGCCUCCCGUCCGUGGAGCCGCCCCGCCGCGGGAGCCGACCGGAGUCGGCAGCGGACGCCGCCGGAGCCGGACCGGAGCCGCUCCCGUCGGCAGCUAGAUGUGGAGCGCGCCGCCGCUCCGGAAGCGUAUGGAGAAUACGCGGACGAUGGCGCGGACUGGGCGGAGCCGGAGCUAGAACCGGAGCCGGAGCCAAUGGACACGACACCUCCGGCGGCCUCCCACAGAGGACACCCGGAGCAGGGCGUCUCUCCGCAGCCUUAUCGCCCUGUGCAGAGCUCCGCCCUGCGGCCUGAGCACCCUGAGCAGAACGCCGCUCCGCAGUCCUACCAUCCUGUGCAGAGCGCCGCCCGGCAGCCAUACCACCGUGAGCAGAGCACUUCCCCGCAGUGCGGCCAGCCGCCGCGUCCUCAGCGGGAACGGUCCGAUCUGCGACCGGUCCCGGUCAGAUCCCAGGUCACACCGCCAGCACAGACCCCUGCACCUGUCACGGCCAACCCCGUGACGGUCCGGCCGGACCCUGCCACCCGCCCGCCCGUCCCCCAGCAGCCUCAGCCGGCGCCGCGGGCCGUUCCGUCCACACCACAGCACGGCGCGGGCACGGCUCCGCCCGGCCGUCAGAGCGCGCCCCACGAGCGGCGGCCCGCAGCGCUGCCGCCGGGGCGUCACAGCGCGCCCGGCGGCGCGGACGGCGCGCCCAUCGGCUCGGAGCUGGCGCGUCUGGUGGCGCGCUGGCGGCAGCUGGCGCGGCUCGAGCGGCAGACGUUCGAGGCGCUGCACGCCGCCCAGCGCCGCCAACGGGAGGUGCUGAACACGCAGCAGCGGCUGCACGGCGCCCGCCUGCAGGAGGGCAGGCGCGCCCGGGCCGGCAUCCUGGCCUCCUGCGACGUGCUGGAGCGGCUGAUCGCCAGCGCCUGACGCGCCGCCGCGGAGAACUGAGUCGGGGCUGAGUUCGGCGAGCGGCUGAGUUCGAUCUCGUCGGAAUCGCUGUUACUGAGCGCGGCUGUGCGCCCUGGAAAUCAAUUGGGUGCGUUACUCUACACGGUCGUAUGUAUAUGAUGGACCUAUGCAACUUACGUCGAACAAUUGUUCGGUUGACGCUUUGUUUUGUUGAUGAAUUUAUUUAUGUUACAACAUUUUCAUUGAUUUCUACGUAUAUUAUCCACCGUUUGAUUGAUAUUCUUUCAAAUAAACUUCAUUUUUGUCA